Talaromyces proteolyticus is the source of this 6468-nucleotide messenger RNA. RefSeq names its product putative polyketide synthase. The transcript is spliced from 7 exons. NCBI's taxonomy places the organism in Eukaryota, Fungi, Ascomycota, Eurotiomycetes, Eurotiales, Trichocomaceae. Gene Ontology annotation, molecular function: fatty acid synthase activity; 3-oxoacyl-[acyl-carrier-protein] synthase activity. Gene Ontology annotation, biological process: secondary metabolite biosynthetic process; fatty acid biosynthetic process. The record is from RefSeq and is a predicted model, not a curated record. The coding region runs from base 1 to 6336 and encodes 2111 amino acids.
AUGGCGGCCAUUUCAAAGUCAUUCAUUAUCUUAUUUGGUGAUAGUUCCCAAGACACAUUCGAUGAAUCAAUUAUUGCAACAUUAACCAGAGAAAUCAAACCACCACUUUUAAAUCGAUUUUUAAGUGACUGCCAAAAUAUUUUGAGUGAAGAAUAUGGGAAUUUAUUCCCAUCAGAGAGACAUCUACUCCCUUUCCGUGAUCUCUUUAGUUUCAUUCAGGGAGGGGGAAAAGAGACAAGCAGUACACAUCCAGCCCUAGGGGCGGCUAGACUUGUGUUGAUUCAGCUAGCCUCAUUUAUUAACUCGCAUGAAGAAAAUCCGCAUGAAAGAUAUCCACGGCCGCCCACAGACCUAGUAAUCGGACUUUGCCUUGGUGAACUCUCAGCAGCGGCAGUAGCUGGGGCGUCAAGUUUACACGAGCUUGUACCGGUGGCCGCUGAGGCCGUUCGUCUAGCCUUUCGUGUUGGGAACAUCGCACAUCGUGCCGCAUUGGACCUGGAUGGGCUGAACGCAUCUAGCAAGUCAUGGUCUGCAGUUGUUUCAAGAGAAUCCGAUCUUUCGGACCAGAGAACUCUUGAAGAAUUCCAACUAUCCCUAAACAUUCCACUCCGUAAUAGAGCAUAUACCAGUGCCUCGUCGAGCAAAAGUGUGACCAUCAGUGGCCCACCAUCUACACUCCAAAAGCUCUUCGAGCAAGGUGACAAAUUUAAUGGGAAGGGGAAACCGUACAAACUCCCCAUAUAUUGCCCAUACCAUGCACCUCAUUUAUACUCCCCGGAUUCGGUCGAGAAGGUCAUUGACUCUACAUACAAAGACGGCGCAGCAGAUUCUUCACAAAACAAUAUCGCGUUGUUUAGAGUUGCACUCCAUAACAUUCUUCAUACACGAUUCGAGUGGGAACUAAUUGUAGACAAUUGUAAAUCCAUCAUCUCGAGCUCCGACGUCAGGAAAUGGUUCAUCCGAGCUUUUGGUCCCACCUCGGCGCCGAAGAGUCUUGUUUCUGCUAUAGGCUCAUCUGGCGAUAUCCAAGUUCGUAUUGAUGUCGAAUUCAAUCUUGGUACCCAAAGCAUCAAUCAAGAAAAGAAACAAGGAAAAAAGCGACCGCUCGCGAUCAUUGGCAUGGCAGGAAGAUUUCCGCAGGCAUCGAACCCGGACGAACUAUGGAAGCUGCUCUCAGAGCGCAGGGAUUGUCAUAUUCCAGUAUUUGCCGUUAACCCCCCUAUGACAAAUAAUAAAGAAUCGCGAUUCGAUCCCACGACUCAUUUAUCCCAAACUGCUUACGGGUGUUUUAUUGAGUCGCCAGGUUUAUUUGAUGCCAAGUUCUUCAACAUGUCUCCACGAGAAGCCUUGCAGACAGAACCUGGUCAGAGACUAUCACUGGUAACAGCGUACGAAGCCCUUGAAAUGGCUGGUUAUGUUCCAAACCGAACAGAAUCUUCUCAGGUUGAUCGUAUUGGUACAUUUUACGGCCAGACCGUCGAUGAAUAUAAAGAACAGAAUAUGGCACAAAACAUUGAUACAUAUUAUAUACCUGGCAGCUUGCGGGCAUUUGGACCAGGCCGAAUUAACCGAUAUUUCAAGUUUGGAGGUCCUGCAAGUAGCCUAGACACGGCAUGCUCGUCAAGCUCGGUCGCUUUCAAUACAGCAUGUAACUCUGUGUGGGAUGGGGAGUGUAAAAUGGCUGUUGUUGGUGGUGUGAAUAUCUUGACAGGCUCAGAUAAUUACAAUGGUCUUGCUGCGGGGCACUUCUUGUCUUCAACAGGUGGUUGUAAGACUUUUGAUGACUCCGCUGAUGGAUAUUGCCGUGCAGAAGGAGUCGCCUCAAUUGUGCUCAAACAUUUAGAUGAUGCAGAAAGGGACAAUGAUAAUAUCCUAGGGGUUGUGCUGUCAACAGCCACAAACUACUCGGCAGAUGCAGUAUCAAUAACCAGACCGUCUGCCACAGCUCAAAAGAGAUUGUACACUCAGGUACUGGAAGAGGCGGGACUUCGGCCUUCAGAUGUUAAUUACGUCGAGAUGCACGGGACUGGUACCCAAGCCGGAGAUAGCUGUGAAAUUAAUUCAGUCGCAGAUAUCUUUGCUCCGGCCGACCCCAAGCAUAGAAGAGAUGAUCCAUUAUACAUUAGUGCCGUGAAACCAAACGUUGGACACUCCGAAGCUGCAUCUGGAAUCACCUCAGUCAUCAAAGCUCUGCUCGCCUUGCGCGAACAGAAACUGCCUCCACACAUUGGGAUCAAAUCAUCUAUCAAUCACAAUUUCCCCGAUUUAGAAGCUCGAAAGAUCAUUAUCCCAACAGAAGAGACAAAACUGCCACAAUCGCAGCCUGAUAAUAACACACAACAUGUUCUGAUCAAUAACUUUGGAGCCGCGGGUGGCAAUACUGCAAUCAUCAUUCAAGCACCAACGAAAGACCAAAGUCAAAAACCUCGCGUGGAUGCACGACCUGAUCAUAUAGUCAAUAUCACUGCCAAGUCAAAGUUCUCUUUAACGAAGAACAUUGCGAACAUCAUCCAAUAUAUUGAUGAGAAUCAGGGUACUUCUUUAUCGGAUCUUUCUUAUACCACCACAGCGCGUCGUAUACAACACCCAUUACGCGUUUCCACGGUAGCUUCUUCGAUUGAUCACCUAAGGAAAUCUCUUGUUUUACUUACCCAGGACGAGAAUCUCAAACUUAGUACAGAAAAGCUGUCGAAAACUGUGUUCGCCUUUACCGGGCAAGGUUCUAUUUACUGUUCCCUAGGAAAAGAAUGCUUUCAAGCAAGCCCUUUAUUUGAAUCUUUUGUAACGCAACUGGAUGAUAUUGCUCAAAGCCAUGGAUUCAAACCAAUCCUCCCAGUGAUUGACGGAACGGUAACGGAUAUCGGGAUGUUGACAACUACUGAAUCGCAACUCGCCAUAACUGCUAUCCAGAUUGCACUUUGCAAGCUCUGGGCUGCGUGGGGUGUGGAGCCAGAUGCAGUGAUUGGUCAUAGUUUAGGAGAAUAUGCUGCGCUGUACGCGAGUGGUGUUCUCACAGCUAGUGAUGCAAUAUACCUUGUUGGGAAACGAGCCGAACUACUCGAAAAUAACUGUCAACCACGAAGCCAUGCCAUGCUGGCUUUGAAGACUGACACGAACUCGGCGUACAGGCUAGCUGAAGAGAAUGAGUUGGAAGUAGCAUGCAUAAACGGCCCCAACGAUUUCGUUUUAAGCGGUCCACAAAAACUUGUGCGGGAAACCUGUGAUACCUUAAAGUCCAAAGGAAUCAAGUCAGUUGUAUUGGAAAUUGCAUACGGAUUCCAUUCAUCACAAGUCGAUCCAAUACUGGAGCCACUAGAACGGAUAUCUCAGGGAAUUAAUUUUAGACCUCCACGGAUUCCGGUCAUAUCCCCAGUGCUCAACACGGUCGUGGACAAAGAAUCGAUCUUCAAUCCAUUGUAUUUGCGCAGGCACGCUCGUGAGACUGUCAAUUUUCAUGGUGCACUUGAAACUGCUCUUAGCUCACAACUCGUUGAUAAGGGUAGUAUCUGGCUGGAAAUUGGCCCUCACCCACUUUGUUUAUCAAUGAUCAAGUCUACAUUUGGUGCCAGCAUCAGGAGCGUUUCAUCUUUCAGGAGGAACGAACACAGUUGUAGCUCCAUAUCAAAUGCUGUAUCAAAUCUUUUCUCCUAUGGCAUUGAUCUUGACUGGCAAGAAUAUCAUCGUGCCUUUAAUGCAGACCAGAGACUGUUGACACUGCCAAGCUAUGCAUGGGAAGAGAAGGAACAUUGGAUCCCAUACACUGGCGACUGGGUUUUAAACCGCGGCUCAAGCUCAAAAAUUGGAACAGCAGGUCAUCAAUUACCUGCUUUGUCAAAAGGUCCCAACACAACAAGUGUACAAAAAUUGUUGGUUGAGGAAAGGCAUGGUGGGAAAAUACAUCUAUUAUUUGAAAGCGAUCUUGCCGAUGUCAACCUUCAUGGAUCAAUCAUAGGACACCUAGUAAACGGCUCGGGUCUUUGCCCUGCCUCUAUAUAUGCCGAUAUGGCUCUGACAGCCGCUAACUACGUUCUGAAAGAAUAUCAGAUCCCAUCUCCAACAACUGGGGUUGAUGUUUGUAACAUGAAUAUCUUUCGCCCAAUCGUGGUUUCAAAAAAUAGGGAGGAGGUUUUUGAAAAACUUCAUCUCGAAGUCGUCGCGGAUCUUAACGUCGGACAGUUUCAUUGUCAGUUUGGAAGUCACAACCCGGAAACUGGAAAAACUGAUUGGAAAGCAAAUUGUGAUGUGCUAUACUGUGACGCCAAUCUGUGGACCAAGGAGUGGGAUAAACUCACGUAUUUGAUACAAGGAAGACUUGAAUCUCUGGAGGCAGGAGUUUCACGAGCUACUACCCACAAACUUUUUCAGUCCAUGGUCUAUAAACUUUUCACAUCUUGUGUGGAUUAUGAUACAAAGUAUCAGGCAAUGAAAGAGGUGUUGCUACAUUCGCCGGGCCUUGAAGCCUCGGCAAAGCUUCUUCUUUACUCUGGAUCGGAAGGCGGCACAUUCUUCUACAGUCCAUUUUGGAUCGACGCCCUCGUUCACCUAGCUGGCUUUGUGAUGAACACCAACGAAGAACUGGAUACUCGGAAUAAUGUCUGGAUAUCUGGCGGCUGGGGCAGCAUGCAAUUCUCGCAGUCUAUAGAUUCGAGCUUACCAUAUAAGGUUUAUGUCAAGAUGAAUUUCCAUGGAGAGAAUGCUGUCGUUGGAGAUGUUUAUGUUAUGCAAGGCGAUAGUGUUGUGGCCAGGAUUGGUGAUCUUAAUUUCCAUUGCCUUCCGCGGACUGUGCUUAGUCGACUUUUCAAAGUUCCUCACAGCGCAGUGUCCCAACGAAAUGUUUCAAAGGAAGCCACCCACUCAAAUCCUGAAAGGCCACAGGGAUGGAAACAUCAGUCAAACCCUAUGAAAGUCGUUUCUAAACUUUCGAACAGCAUCUCAGAUAAAAUGAUUAAUAUCAUUGCUGAGGAAGUAGGGGUCUCAACAAGAGAACUUAUUGAGACCAACGACUUUGAAAAGGUCGGGAUUGACUCCUUGAUGUCCUUGCAAAUUUUGUCAAAAACUUCUACAAUACUCGAUAUCGAACUGGAUCAAGAUACUUUCCAGACUCUCACUACUGUUCAAAAGCUUAGGGGAUAUGUAGACGAUUUAUAUACCGAUGAAAGCCUCUCCGCCGAUGACAGUAUUUCCACAGGGGAGGAAAAUCCAAGGACACCUGCAACCCCCAUUGAUCAUCACGAUCCUUUAUCAAAUGAGGAUAACUUGCUAGCGACACUAGUCUCGAUAAUUGUCGAAGAGUCAGGCAUGGAUCCUCAGGAUUUAGUAGCUUCUGAAGAUUUAUCAAAACUAGGUCUCGAUUCACUUAUGAGUCUUGCUAUCAUUGGGAGCUUAGAGCAAAAACUUGGCAUAGAGAUCGAUUCGUCAGAGUUACCGGAGACAAUAACCGUGUCGUCCUUAACGAAGCUUGUCAAGGAGACACGUUCAGGCUCUCAGAGCCCAGAAAGAAUCGAAAUACACAGCCAACAAAACAGAAAUCAGUCGGAAUCAUCUCUGUCAGUUCCCAUACGAGGAAAUCCUCGCUCGGACUCGAAGCUUGCAUUUCUGUUCCCGGACGGUAGUGGAAGUGCCGCCGUCUAUCAGGGAAUUCGGCCCAAGACACCCGGCCUUUGUCUUCUUGGCCUCAAUAGCCCCUUUUUAAAAUUUCCCGACCAAUAUACUUGUACAAUUAAUGAUGUUGUGAUGAAAUGGGUACUCGAAAUACGCAGCCGACAGCCAUGUGGUCCAUAUCAACUCGUGGGAUAUUCCGCUGGGGGAUAUUACGCAUACGAAGCAGCAAAAAGUCUAAUCUCAGAGGGCGAGAAGGUAUCAAAACUCAUACUCAUUGACUGCCCCUGUCGUACUGUCUAUGGAGCAAUGCCUUCUUCAGUUCUCGAUGCUUUGUAUCAAGGUAGAAUCCUUGCAUUCCCAGACGGCGGCAAAAAAACCCCUUCCACGAACCAAGACGUUCUACGACGUCACUUCCAAUCAACAAUCCGUAACAUAGAAAAAUACCGCCCAACACCCAUGGCAAAUGCGCCACCUACGACAUUAAUCUGGGCGUCUAGAGGGGUAGCCGACGGCGACAGCAACGAAGCAUAUCCAGUUAUCAGUAACGAGACGGACGAGUUCAACGAGUGGCUUUUCCACCGUCAAUCAGAAAACCUCGGCUUUGACGGUUGGGAUGGGCUUCUAAAAAAUAGCCAAAUUGCAGUUGAAGUGACUCCUGGUAAUCAUUUCACGAUUAUGCAAUCAGGGAAUGUUGAAUCUUUAAGUCAAAUAAUCGAGAAGAAUCUUCUUCCCUAGGCUUCAUUGUCUUCAUCUCGAGGGAAACUAGUCUGAUGACCUGUUUGUAGCUACGCCAAUAGAGCUUAGGCAUAGACUUUACCUAUUGACAUUACGUUCCUUGGGGAAUUUAUUCGAACUUGAUUUAUCUGG